Messenger RNA from Penaeus monodon (black tiger shrimp), 3987 nucleotides. Its product is annotated as RNA-binding protein 25-like. Gene Ontology annotation, molecular function: mRNA binding. Lineage: Eukaryota; Metazoa; Arthropoda; Malacostraca; Decapoda; Penaeidae. Gene Ontology annotation, biological process: mRNA processing; regulation of alternative mRNA splicing, via spliceosome. Gene Ontology annotation, cellular component: spliceosomal complex. The record is from RefSeq and is a predicted model, not a curated record.
GAAUCGCAAAGUGGACCAUCGCCAUUUUCUAGACUUUGUGAUGUCAGCGAGACGAGCAGGCAUUUCUGGCAUAUUCUACGUGUGUAAGUCCCUCUUCUUCCUCUCCCGGCGGGUGCGUGGAGUGUCGCCCUUUCCUACGGACGCGCCGGACUACCUCUCGGCUCAUAGGAACGUUGUAGAGACUGCAAUACCCACAAAGAUGGCAUUCCCCACGCGACCUCCACUUAUGCCAGGGGUGCCAAUCUCAACAAUGAUGGGGACACCCUUUACCCUAGCACCUAAUAUUGUGCCAGCAGUUGGCAUACCCAUAUCACAGAUCCCCACACCAAUCUCAAGCCGUCCUCAGAUGCGCCCUAUCACAACGAGUUCCACCAGCAAGCCCACGCAAAACACCACCACCAACCAUGGAAUAAAGCCGCCCAGCUACUCGAAAAGGCUCGAGUCAUCGGGGCCGGCCGUUACGGUGUUUGUGGGCAACAUCACGGAGAAAGCCCCUGAUGUGAUGGUGCGGCACAUUCUCAACACAUGUGGCACGGUGUUGAGCUGGAAGAGAGUUCAGGGAGCAUCUGGAAAGUUACAAGCAUUUGGAUUUUGUGAAUUUGGCAAUCCUGAUGCAGCUCUGCGGGCAAUUCGCCUUCUUCACGAUUAUGAGAUAGCGGAAAAGAAGCUGGUUGUCAAGGCAGAUGCAAAGACCAAAGAAGUUCUAGAGGAGUACAAAGAAAAGAGAAAAAAGGCCAAGCAAAAUGGCGACUCAUCCCCUUUGCAAGACGAGGUGGACGAGGGCGACGACUACCUGGAUGAGGACAUGAGGGUGGAGGACACGGCCGCCCUGAGUCGCAUCAACAGCAUCUUGGCCGACCACAAAAAGGACAUCAUGAAUUACGUCCCGCCCCCAAACAAGCACGACAUGAGAGAGAAGAGGAUGUCAAGGGUCCAGGAGAAGCUUGUUGCGCUCUCCAGUGGGGCCGACAUCGCGAAUAUCCCCACCACAACCAACUUAGAUGACAUGGAGGAUGUGGAGGAGGGAAAGAAGGAGCUCAUCACGCGCGAAAUCACCCAAUUCCGGGAGCAAAUGAAGAAACAGGAGGAAGAGAAGGAGAGAGAGAGGAGGUUGAGAGAGAAGGACAGGGAGCGGGAGCGAGACCGCGAGCGAGAAAGGGAGCGGGAGAGAGACAGAGAGAGGGAACGUGAGAGGGAGAGGGAACGAGAACGAGAGCGAGAAAGGGAGAAGGAGAGGGAGCGAGAACGGGAGAGGGAGAGAAGAGAACGGGAAGAGAAGCUGAAGAGGAGGUCUCGUUCAGGUUCCCGAGGAGGCAGCCUGCGAAGGUCACGCUCUCAGUCAGUGGAAAGCCGCAGAGUGAAGAAAGAUAAAAGGUAUUCCAGAUCUAGAUCACCCUCACCUGUACGAAAGAGUGAGAGGGAUUUACUAAGGGAAAAGGAAGAAGAAGCAGAAGACAAAGAACGCAAGGAACAGGAGAGGAAAGUUCGGAAAAAAGAGAUGCAGUAUCAGGAGAGAUUAAAGAACUGGGAGACAAGGGAGCACAAGAAGCAGAAGGAGCUCGACCGCGAGAAGGAGAAGGACCGCAUGAAGGAGCUGGAGAGAGAGAAGGAGGCAAGGAGGCUCAAGGAGUUCCUCGAAGACUACGAUGACGAGAGAGACGAUCCCAAAUACUACAAAGGUCAUGCAUUCCAAAGAAGACUUAUGGAGAGGGAGCAAGAGAAGGAGAUGGACACCCGGGACCGUGUCAAGGAGAAGGAGGAGCUGGAGGAGCUGCGAGCCAAAAUUCUUGCUGAAGGACAUGAUAAUCCUGAUGCUGCAUUCCAAAAGGCUUGUGCAGAAAGAGAGGAGCAGUACAGGCCAAAGCUGCUGGUGAAACCUGCAGAGAAAAAGAUCCCUCCCCCAGCGCCAGCACCUGUGGAGGCCCAGCCAGCGUUACCUCAAGCCCCAGAGCAGCCGCCUCUGCCCAGCGUGCCCGCAGAGUCAGACUCGGAUUCAGACGGCCACAUGUCCGAUGCCCCGCCUGAGCCCAUGCCAGAUAUGGAAGACAGUCCUUCUCAAGGUGGUGACUAUGAAAAUAUGGAAGACAGUUCUCCUCAGGGUGGUGACUAUGAAAAUUCGUUCCUGUCCUCCUCUGAGAGUACACGUCAGCCACAAAAGAGGAAAAAGCUGGAUGUCAAAGAUGUCUUUAACCAAGAUGAUGAUGACAUUCUGGCCAAAAAGAAGAAGCUGCCAUUGCCAGAACGGACACUUACUGCCAAGGAGGAUCCUCUGCAGAAACUAUUGAGAAAUACAAUUGAACCAGGCAAAGACAAGAGUGGCAAGGAGAAAGGUGGUGGAGAAGAGAAACGCAAACAUAUCAAGAGCAUGAUUGACAAGAUUCCUACGAGUAAAGAGGAACUCUUUGCUUACCCAAUUGACUCGUCUCUUGUUGAUAAUGUCCUAAUGGAGAAGAGAAUUCGUCCCUGGAUCAAUAAAAAGAUCAUAGAAUAUAUUGGAGAGCCAGAACCCACGUUAGUUGACUUCAUCUGCUCAAAAGUUCUGGUUGGAUCCGAGCCACAGUCCCUUCUCAACGAUGUACAGAUGGUCCUUGAUGACGAAGCUGAGGUGUUUGUGGUGAAGAUGUGGCGAUUACUCAUCUAUGAGAUAGAAGCAAAAAAAUUAGGUGCUGUAAAGUCUUAAUUCCCCCCACCCCCCCAUCUCACCUAUUGUUAGGAGGGUCGAAUUAGCCGUUGUAAGGUUAUUUUAUGUAUCAUAUUACAGUAAAGAAAAAGUCAAUCAGGGUACUGUGUUUUUAUUGUACAUAUUUUGUUAUAUCUGUGAAUGUUAUCAAGACACACCAAAACUGUUGGCUUAUUCAGGUAUCUUACUUCUUUUAAGCACAAAAUUUAUCAGUUAGUUUGUAAUAACUUCUUUAUUAGGAAUUUUACUGAUCAGGUUUAUGAACAGUGUAUUGACUUCAGUAAGAAUUUUUUUUUUUUUCAUUAUCAUUAAUUAUCAAUUUUAUUCAUAUAGAUAUUUUUGUGUCAAGAUAGAAAGAAAAGAAGAAAAGAACUUGAAAGGAAAAAUGUGAUUAGAUUAAUUUUACUUGACAAUGUAUCAAUGUGCAUUUUCAUACGAAGCAAUCACACCUCUUUAUUCUUGCAGAACCUUAUUUUGUACUACUUUUCUCCCCCCUUAGACACUUGACAAUAUUUGAUGAUAAUGGUCAUCAACAAUAAUAAACUCACAUGCCAGUGAUCUUGUCAGGCACACCCAUUCCACCCCAGGAAGGUCUUUACGAUUCUGCUGGCUCAGAAUGCCCGUGUGCGGAAACGGUACCUGCUUUUCUUUCGUCAUUCUAUUUAUUCCCUCUACUUUUUGUCCACUUUAUUAUUUUUUAUGACCAUAGGUUAGUGAAUAGUGCGUGUAUGAGGUAAUGUACGUGAAGUGGCAGUGCCAAUGUUUUGAGAAAUCAUCGUGGGAGUUUAAUUUUUUAUUUUUAUUUCUAUUUUUAGUUAUAAAAUUUUCUUGUGAUUUUUUUUUUUUUUUUUUCAUAUGUGAUCAUAGGAAAGGAGAGAAUUUUUGUAGCCACUACAUUUGUACAAGUAAGACUUUAAUAGAAAUUUACAUCCUGAUGGUAAUAAUAAUUGUUAUUAUAGACAAAAAAGAAUGUAGUCAAUUUGGUUACUUUUAUAAACUUUGAGUAAUUCUGAAUUAUUUUUUCAUGAAGAUGACUCUUUGGAGAAUGUAGAUGUGCUUGAUAUUUUUACCUUCUUUAAGUUGAAAAAGCUCCCAUCCCUUUCAGCUAUAAACUUUUUUUUUAUAUACAGAUUCCAGAUCUUGUUGAAGUAAAUCCAUCUUGAAACUCAGUGAAGAGAGAGUAUGGGUAUCUCUUAGACAUAAAUUCAUGGUGCAAACUCUCGUAAUGGAUACAGGUCUCCCAUCUGAGAUUUACAGUAUGGUGUAUGGAUCUAUCCUGUGAUUGUAAAUAAAGUCAGGUUUACAUA